Messenger RNA from Budorcas taxicolor (takin), 2202 nucleotides. RefSeq names its product AKNA domain containing 1 (gene AKNAD1). The coding region runs from base 1 to 2202 and encodes 733 amino acids. The transcript has 12 exons. NCBI's taxonomy places the organism in Eukaryota, Metazoa, Chordata, Mammalia, Artiodactyla, Bovidae. The record is from RefSeq and is a predicted model, not a curated record.
AUGGACAAAGCCUAUUUCCUGGAAGACACAACUUCUAAGCAACAGGAGGAUUUGCCUUAUGAUGAGGGUUUCUUCCAAGUUAAGAUAUACCAUGGUUAUAAUCUUACCUCAAGACAUGACAUCCUUGAUGUCUCAAAUCAAACGAAUUUAGCAGAAGAUGAGUCUCAAGAAAAGGCUACAUAUAGAGAGACUUGCCAAGAGGCAGAUAUGACCAUGAUUUUGGAUAAAACGACUGAAAAUGCUGUCAGUGAAACAUGUGAUAAAGAGAAUCAGUGCACCAUAAAUCUUCCUAUUCCAGCUAAUCAGGAAGACACUUCAAAGUCAAACAUUUCUGAUAUUUUACUCCAUCACCUUUGCAAAGAAGAAUUCUCCAAAGAUCAAGGCAUUAAUUGUGAAACUCUCCCAGAGAUCUCUAAUAAUGACAGUUUUGAUGAGACUAUUAUUAAAAAUAUUAUUGUGUGGCAUGUUAAGAAUUCUUGGCCGACAGAACAAUCCUCAGAACUCACUGACCAACUCAACUCUGAAAGCGAUGAUAAAAAUAGCAAUAAGCCCAGUUGUUCUCUGACCGUGACAGAAGAAAACACUUCUGAUUCAGAUGAGUUAGUGGCUGCUGGAGAAAGCAGCCAGGAGGAAAAUUCAAAUUUUCUAUCUAAAAUCAAGAGUCUAUGUGAUAAACAAAAAAGUUGCCUAUGGCAGACACCACAUAAUCAGGCUGAAAAAGCAAACUCUGGCAACAAGUUCAAAUAUGGCCAUAGUCAAAUUUAUUACUGGUUCUCUAAUUUCUCUAAGGUUGCUCCCAAAGUGAAAAUUCCUAAAAAUUACAUAAUUGACAAACCACUUAUAACAGAUCCACAAGCCAGCUUUUCUCCUGAAUUGAGAGAUAAGUCAUCUGUUGGGCAAGAUAUUUCAGAAAGCACAUCUAGAUCAAAUUAUGUUGAAAAACAAGAGCAGAGGUGGGAAACUACUGAACCUUCACAACUGGUAGAGAUGGAACCCACAGUACAUAUCCACCAAGAACAUCUCACAGGAAUAGAAUCUGAGCCCGGUCUCUCUAAGCUGCCAUCGACUUCUCAGGAAGACCCUUCCUUGAGUUCUUCUUACAUAUUUCAAAAGAUAUCUCAGGGGAAGCAGAUGUGUCAGAAGUUAAAAGAACAGACUGAUCAACUGAAGGCUAAAGUACAAGAAUUUUCCAAAUGCCUAGCACAGGAGUCUCCCUAUCAUUUUCAACACAGAAGGCUGGUCCUGGAGAAACUGCAGGAACGCCUCAAACUGCUGGAGCAGGAGUUUCUGGCCAACAAGGAGAAAUACCUGGCAUUGAAGGAGCAAGUCCCCAGGCACAAAUGCCCAGCCGCCAAGGACUUUGAUCCAGAAAGAAAAGUAGACAGUGAAAUCUUCAAGUUGGAGACGCUACUUAAAGAUUUUAAAGAGAAAAUUAAUAAAAGCAAAUGUACUUCAGCUGUCUCUCUUCCCAUGAAUUCUCCAAUCAACCUGGAUGACUUGUCAUUCACAUCCUCUCCACCCUUAUAUGAGGAGGAGCCCAGCACCGCCUCGGGGAGGCAGGACCGUGCAGAGACGACCAGUGCAAGCUGUGCCUUCUGCCUCCGCGUACUUCAGUGGGAGCAAAAAAUGGAGAAAAAAGAUCACAGAGGAAUUGACUGUGAAAGGUUUCCUAUUGCCAUUCAAGACAAGAUGCUGCACCCAGACUCAGUUCUCGGUUCUGAUACAGGAUACAGCUGCUGUUCUGCAUCUCAGAUUGGACUGCAGAGUAGUAAGUGUGAGAACUGUGGCACUAAGAUUCAUAACUCCCAGAGAGUCUGCAGUAAAGAACCACCUAAAGAAUUUCAUUAUAGAUACAACACCCCAGGACAGAAUUUCUUUAAUCAUACGGAAAGAAGUGCCUUUGCUCGGCUCCGCUAUUUAAAUGAAAAUAAUUCUUCACCUAUAUUAAUGUGCUUUCGCCUUUCUUACAGGUCAGACCUUGCUACACUCUCACCCCAUUCCCACUCCUGCAGGAUUUCUGAAAACACAUCCUCCAGCAACUUUAGCAGUAACAAAGAAUCGGAAUCUGAGAUUUUAAACUCGUCUUUGGAUCAUGCCCUAAGGACAGCAACCAUUUUGAAACAAACUACUGAUCAAAUGAUUAGAACUAUUGCAGAAGAUCUUGCCAAAGUACAAAGAUGGAGGAAAAAGCUGAAAUACUAG